Cyprinodon tularosa is the source of this 1604-nucleotide messenger RNA. RefSeq lists its product as uncharacterized. Lineage: Eukaryota; Metazoa; Chordata; Actinopteri; Cyprinodontiformes; Cyprinodontidae. The record is from RefSeq and is a predicted model, not a curated record. The transcript has 2 exons. The coding region runs from base 471 to 1322 and encodes 283 amino acids.
UCUCCUUCAGUUGGGGAGUUGAUCCACUUUAACUUUCUCAGAGACAGUAAUAACAACCCGUCAGUAAGAGGUUUAUUCCCUGCGUGGAGCUCACCUCCGUGUCCGUGGAUUGUAGGACUAAAGACUACCGUGAUUUUACAAGAGAAGAGACAGAAUUUAUUCUGGGGAUCUCCAGCGUUUUGAUGCUACAUUCCAGAAGCUUCUGCUGACCUCAGAGGACCAGACUGCGGACAAAAAUCCCAUUUUUCAUUCUUUUAUCUCAUGGAUAUGGCUUUUCUGUGCAGGAGGGGAAGAAAGUGGGAGCUGAUUUGAGGUCAAUGCCUUUCUCCUCUCACCUCUGAGUCACAAGUCAGCCUGAGGAGCUGCUAUAUUUACAGGGAGAGACCUAAAUAUUCCCCUGGCAUAUAAACCCUUGAUAGAUUUCUGCAUAAAGAGGCAUUGAAUUCAGUGAGCGUAUUUUCUAAAGAAAAAUGCCAGCAAAGACACCCAUCUACCUGAAAACUACGACCCCUAAGAAAGGUAAGAGGCAGAAGCUGCGGGACAUCCUCUCAGGGGACAUGAUCAGCCCCCCGCUUGGCAAUGUUCGUCACAGCGCACACGUAGGACCUGAAGGCGAGGGGGACAUGUUUGGGGACAUCGGUUUCCUCCAGGGUAAAAUGGACAUGCUGCCAUCCCUGAGCCGGCCGCAGAACGGCCACGCCCACUCCCACAGCGUGGAGAGACACAUAGGCGAGGGGUUCGCUGCCAGACACGAGGCUCACAGCUACGCCUACAAUGGCUUCCACUACCAGCACUCCUCCAACGGCCUGCUGAAAAACACGGUUUCCAUGCCAGUUUCCAUCGCCCACGAGCAGGCCCCGCCCAAACCGCCGCGCCUCCACCUGGAUGACCACGCUCCUCCCCCUCUGCAGCCUCAGCAGCAUCCUGAACCAAGCCAGUAUGACCUCCAGUCGCCUGGUGUGGCUUCAGAGCCCUGCAGAGACAUAGCCAUCCCUCCAACCAUGCGCAGGCUCGUCCCGUCCUCCGGCUCCUUCUCCGAGGUCUCCUCUGAAGACUCCAUGUCUGAGAUCUGCGGGCUCCAAGAUGUUCGCCGGGGCCUUAGCCUGGACUCUGACGCUGGCCUGAGCAAUGAGGACCUGAGGAGCGAGCAGAGCGACUCACCCUGCGCCGCCUUCCAUCCGGCAGCCAUCACAGCCUCAUCUGGGGUGCUGCGGUCAGACUCCAUGGCCAGAUUGGACCUGGAUCUAGGCCCAUCCAUCCUGGACGAUGUCCUGAGUAUCAUGGACCGCUAUAAGACUGACGACAACCGCUGCGAGCUGUGAGGACAGAACUGCGAUGCUGACAUCUCUUAACAUGCUCAAAUAUGUUUGGUGAAAAUAAUGGAUGAAGGGAUUCAUCUAUUCUGGAACAUUAUGAAGUGCAGGACUAUUGCUGCUUAAGACACUUGUUCAGAACCUAAGCCCAUCAUGAAACCUGAAAAAUGCCUCCAGAGGACUUACUGCUCCCUUUUCUGCUCUCUUAAUAUUUAAACAUGCGAUAAAGACACUCGGAGUGACCUGGGAAACCAAACAGAUGCAAAUUUAUUAUUAGAAACUACUCUAGAU